AAAAAAGUACAAGCAAAGUGCCAAGUAUCAGGUGUCAUAUUUAGGGAAUAUUUGUAAACAGUUUUAGUAGUUCUCAGAAGUGUUCUGUGGUGUUCUGUUGUGUUCCUUGCCCUUGCCUUGCAUCUGACUGCAAGCGAGCUGAGCUGAAAUGGGUAUGCAAGAAAUGCCCCUGCGGUAUGACCGGUAGCGUAACGAUAAUUACGAAAACUGGACAAACGGAACGAAAACAUGCAGUGGUUAACACGACAGACCAACCGAUGGCCAGGUGUCGGGUGUACCGCGGCCCCCCACCAGGACACCCGGGAUACAUGGAGAAUGAAAACCUUGUGGAUCCACGUGGAAACACUGCCAAAAACCCCUACCACUGCGGCCACUGCAAUACAACAUCAAAGAGCAAGUGCGUUGUUCAGUGAGUGAUGGAUGAAAAGUGAUCCGCAUCCUGCCCUGUCGUAACAGGCAUAGCAGGCAUAGCAGGCGGUGAAGGCAAACAAAACACACGAAAACACUCGGCCAAGGGGGGGCAAUGGAACACUUUUGUAAAUUCAAAUUGUCAUCCAAAUUGUCAGUGUUCGCUCCUUCAAUAUCGCAGCUCUUUUAUACCGUUCAAUAUGCAAAAACAAUAAACCAAAUAUGCUACGGCUAAUGGGGAACCGCGCUAUCUGCCGUUUGGUGCGAGCCCAUAUGUACCGCGGCGGCCUUAGUCGCCAGCACCGCCGCCAGGAUGGAGGUGCAGAAUGCGGGAGCAGCAACUCCAGCCGUAGUCGCAGCCGUGAUGUCUUUCACGGCAAGUGUUAUCUUCAACGCACGAAUAUAUGCUUCCUAAAAAAUCCUUCCACCAAUGACGGUACUUGCGGGUAUCGUACGGUCCGACCCAAGCCCCCGCACUCGUGCGCACCACCGGAGGUUACGCCACCGGCAGUUACGACACCGGCAGUUACGACACCGGCAGUUCGGCCACAACCAUGUCCAUCUAUUCCAAGGCCCUGCCCCCAGACUUUCGAGGAUGAUACUAGCUUCUGUCCCUCGGCGCUCCUGCCUUCAGCAUCGGUUGCGUUCGGCGCCAUGAAUUGUGACAUGCAAUCGGCUCCGCUUGUUUAUGCGCUUCCACAGUUCUUCUGCAUUCCAGCGAUGCCUUACUGUCCAGCAGCUCCGCAAGUUUGCCCCAGAUCUCCAGAGCGAUCCAUUAACCAUGGGCAGAGCUGCAGUUCCGACAACGACAAUAUCUACCUCAUGCAAUCGCCAACGCCUGCUCAUAAGAACUCACAGAUCUGCGGCAAGCAGUCGCCUCCAGGGUGCAGUCGACCGCAGCCGGAUUCGAGGUGCCAGACAGCGAUGAGGCCGCCAGCUACGAAACUCUGCUCGACCACAGGGGGAAGACCUCAGAGGCGAUGCUUCAGCAAUGGCCAAGGCGGCCAAGGCGGUGGCAGAAAAUGUCACCCCAAUGCGUAUCCCGUGCCUAUGUACCCCAGACAGAUGGAUUCCGACUUGGAUCCGCUGGGUCCGAGGUGCGACUUUGGAGAAGCUCCGGAGGCAGCUCCAGCUCCAGCUUUCGGCUGCGAUGCUUACCCUCCCUCUCCACAAAACGAGUCAAUGAGAUCGUUGCAGCCUGUAGCCCAGGGGAUGGAUCCAGUCGCCAACUUUGAUCUUGAUCGAUUCGACAGGGAUCUGGGCGAAGGCAUCGGACGUCGGCGAAAUGUCCACGUAUGGACGUGCAUCAAUUAUGACUACGAACCCAAUCCGGGACAUUGUGCGCAACGGUCGCAGCCACCUCCAGGUCAAAAUAUACCUUGUGCGGUGCAAUUCCCACGCGGGUCAGAUGAAACGGCCCAACCAAACGGUGUGUACAUUCCCAAUCAUGCAGAACCAACAGCAGCUGCUGGCGUUAGACGUCGCCGAAAUAUCACUGUGCGCCGUUGUGCCGAAGACGAAUGA
This is a messenger RNA of Drosophila obscura, 1932 nucleotides long. RefSeq lists its product as uncharacterized. The transcript has 3 exons. Bases 631 to 1932 code for a protein of 433 amino acids. The record is from RefSeq and is a predicted model, not a curated record. Lineage: Eukaryota; Metazoa; Arthropoda; Insecta; Diptera; Drosophilidae.